Messenger RNA from Gambusia affinis (western mosquitofish), 5064 nucleotides. It is a transcript of the gene vamp2, whose product is annotated as vesicle-associated membrane protein 2. The transcript has 5 exons. NCBI's taxonomy places the organism in Eukaryota, Metazoa, Chordata, Actinopteri, Cyprinodontiformes, Poeciliidae. Gene Ontology annotation, molecular function: SNAP receptor activity; syntaxin-1 binding. The record is from RefSeq and is a predicted model, not a curated record. The coding region runs from base 312 to 647 and encodes 111 amino acids. Gene Ontology annotation, cellular component: SNARE complex; plasma membrane. Gene Ontology annotation, biological process: SNARE complex assembly; vesicle-mediated transport; vesicle fusion.
CCUAAUCCAGGCGGCUGUUUAUUACACCUUCAUUACCACACAGACCGGGGCUCUACUGACAGCCUGCAGGUGCCGCACCGUCACAAACAAGGAGGAAAACAGAAAGAGAACCCUUUUGUAGUGUAGGGACACAAUUCAGUGCUCCUCGUAGGAUAUAUAGGCAGGGAAACGUCACAAUAAUCAACCAAAGGCUGCCAGAGGGUAGAGAGGAGCGCAGAAGGCAAUCCACAUCCAUCUGCCAGCCACUUAGUGCGCGCUAACAUCUCCAGUCCGGAUUUCAGCGCAGCUGUCGAGCUAAUACAACCAGGAAAAUGUCUGCCCCAGCAGCUGGAGCCCCUGCGCCAGAGGGAGGAAGUCAGCAACCUCCCAACCUCACCAGCAACCGCCGUCUGCAACAGACACAGGCACAGGUGGAUGAGGUGGUGGAUAUCAUGCGUGUAAACGUGGACAAGGUUCUGGAGCGUGAUCAGAAGCUGUCAGAGCUGGACGACCGGGCCGAUGCCCUGCAGGCUGGAGCCUCUCAGUUUGAGACUAGCGCUGCAAAACUGAAGAAUAAAUACUGGUGGAAGAAUGCCAAGAUGAUGAUUAUCCUGGGUGUGAUAUGUGUGAUUAUCCUCAUUGUCAUUAUUGUGUACUUCAGCACCUAAGAAGAGUCGCUCCUACCCCAGUCUGAUCCAAGCUUCCUUACUACAGAAGAAGAAAAAAAAAAAAACCUCUAAUUGAUGACAAAAUUAACCACAGAUGAAUUAAUUUAUUGUAUGUACGUAUAUCUCCGCCCCCAGCUAGCCUCAAUAUAACACCCCUAAACCCUUCAGGGCCCCCGUGGCUCUCCACAGCCCCCCUGCUCCUUACUUCCACAGCCUCGCCUCUGGACUCCUGUCGAUAUUUGUUCUGUGAGUGUGUGAGCCUGUCUUCUUUCUGAGUACUCUUGGCUUUUCUAACCCUGCCAUACUGGGAACCAAACCCCUUCCCUCUACCUUUGCCCCCCCGUGACGGUGCAACAACAGAAACCGGUACAACAAUUGGCGAUAAUUGUUACAUAGCUGAUAUAUAGAGUUCUUUGUAGAGUUUUAUUCUGAUAUAUAUCUGAUAUACUGUUUUGUAGGUGUGUAUGCGUGCGUGUGUGCAUUUUGUACUUUUUAUUUUUUGUAUUAAUUUGAUGUAUGCUUUAGCAUUGACUACUGCCUAUUAAUGAAAGUGUGCAUCUUGCAUGUGCUCUACAUUCCCCUCGUCCAAUUAGCCUCCGUAAAAAAAAUAAUCCACCCGUUUCUCUUGAAGGCAGACUGAAAUUCACCAUCUUACCAACACUUUUUCCUUUCUCGCCAAAAAAAAAAAAGUUUUUUUGUUUCUCUCUGUUUUUUUUUUAUUUUUUGCUACAGAUAAUGCUCACUCACUGAUAUUAGUGAAAUAAUCCUUAGAGUUCAUCACCUCCUACCCCAUCCAACUCUCCUUCCUGCUUUCUGAGAGGGAUUCUUAAACAACGACCGUCUUACGUGUCUUCUGGCACCGUCUUGUUUCUCAGCAGCAUGCUUCCCUCGGACAACUUUAAACUGCCAUAGUACGGUCGGACCAAUGUCUGUAGGUGUCUUUGUUUUUUUUUUUUUUAUUAUUAUUAUUUAAACAUUACGUAGUGUCUUAUUUCGAAAACAUUCCUUCAUUGCAGUCUAGUGCAGAUGCUCUUACUGUAGCACAUGUAAGUGUGAGUACCUUAAAAAAAAAAUACAAGCAAUGAACCUUGUGUCAGGAAUAACGAUAGGAGGAAUAGUGACUAGGUGUAAAGUUACUUUUUUUUGCAUAGAUUGGAUUGACCUGAUGAAUUUUCUUUCUACAAUUUUGCUUUAACAUUACACUUAUGAUAAAAUGGAUGAUUUUGGGUUGGAAAUUAAUUCUAGCCUCAGGGAGAGGGGGUUAAAAUGCUUCUGCUGCAGUGGUUUGUGCAGAUUUUGAAUCCAUUCAAAACCUGCACAGACGUCCGUGUUUUUGACAGUGCCGCCCGGCUGUUUAAACGGACUGCCAGUGCAGCAGAACCUCUCCACGUUAAGAGCACAUAAAAAGAAAAAAGUAAAAUUAGCUGGAUCGCCAGACAAAUGAAGCGAGUAAUGCCUAAGAAGGAAGGAAGCAGUAACUCAAAAAAAUAAAUAAAUAAAAUGAAAUAAUCGUAGCAUUCCUAAGACGAGUGUUUUGCUAGCGCCGUGGUUCUGUCUUUGUGUUUCUUCUUCUAGUUAAUGCCUCUUUCUUUUUAAUAUAAUAGACUCUAUUUUUUAAUCAUAGUAUAUUUUUGUGUGAAGUGGUGUGUUUUUGUAGUUCAGCUCCGCGUUACACACUGCCAAGCAUUAAAGGAAAACAGUUAUUUUCCUUGUUGCGGUUAUUUUGUUCAUUUGUGCACUCACUGGUUUGGUCUUGAAGUACUUUCAAACCUUUUUUUAUUAUUAUUAUUCCUAUUAUUAUUAUUCAUGUGUGCAUGAUUGUGGCUACUUGGUCAGUAAAAGAGCAGGGUAAAUACAAAGCACUCUUCGAGAUAAAGAGUUGCACAUGUUCCUCAGAGGCGAUGCAUCAGAACUUCCUGAGGCUAACUAUUUGUUGGUGGGGGGGGGGUGGGAUUAAAAACAAACAAACAAAAAAACAUUCAACCACCAUAGAAUGUUGCUUCCAAGAAUUUCCAUGUGGUUUGGAGUGAAAUCAAAGACAAAACAGUUGUCGGUUAAAUCUGAUAAACAUUUUUGUUUUUUUAAGUGCUAUUCUGCAUUCGGAGCUUAUUCCAAAGACAGCCUUUGUGACUCUGCCUCUUUUACUCUCCAGCCAGCUACACGAAGAAACCUGCCACCUUCUCUAACUCCUACUGUGUAUUUGGUGUGUGUGUGUGUGUGUGUGCAUGUAUAUAUUAGAAUAGCCCCGCCUUUGGAAUAUCCCCCAAUCCCUCCCACCUCCUUCCCUCCUUCCGUUUAUCCCGACGGAUUUAGGCCGCUUAAGUCUCAGAGUGAGGACAUGUCAGUUUUCCUUCGCCUCUGAAGUACACGAGCAACACGAGGCUGCAGAUCUGUCAGCCUCAGCAGAAGAAAGUCCCACUUCUCGAUGCUUCUUCUAAAGUUAAAUAACCAAAGACCAAAUUUCCGAGCUAACGCUGCCAAUACUCAUCACAAACAGGUUACUACCCGAGCUGUCCGGCUCAGAUUAAAAUUCCUACUGUUUUAGGGACAUAUUAGCUUAUCACACACUAUCUAUGGAGUCAAGUUUGGCUUUGUGAGUGUGCCACCCGGACAUAAUAUGCAACUUAAAUGUCGAACAGAAACUCCCGCCCGACCCCGCCCUCUGCCUUGUGGAUCCAGGUCCGAGGAGCUUCUUUUAAUCUGUACAAAGUUAGUAGACACACAAUCUUGUAACUAAUUAUAGCACAAGUCUUCUUCUUUUUUUUUUUUUCUGUCUGCGUAGUGCUGCCAGGUUUGAAAAUGUGUAAACUAACUAUAGAUAACAGAAAACUGGGAAAUGUUUUCCUAAAAAAAACGAAGAAAAACCUGCAUUGUUUAGUGUUGUAAUAUUGAGGGGGGGUGUUAUGAGGAGUAGGGGGUGCUAUAUCCUCAGGUUUAAGUUGUUUGCAAUUUACCAAAAUACAUAAGAGGACAGAAAAAAACAAAAAAACUAGCAAACUGUAAAAUUGGAUUCCUUUGGCAAUAUUAAGUGAUUUAAGGGUUACAAUGUUGUCCUUUUAGCCAUUUGUACAGGACAUAAACACACAGUGGGCUCUGAGGUGAAAUAACACUACUGAUUGGGGUAGGAUUUGUGUGUUCUCCAUAAAUCCAACUGUCCAGUUGCGUCCAGUGAGUGCUCAACAGGUUUGGUCACAGUGGUGAAAAUGAAGUGAGUGCUCUCUCGCUCUAUCUCUCUUCUGUUUGUUUUUAUUGCUUUAUUGUCUAUAUGAAAACCAAUGUGUUCAAAUGCUUUUAACACCGUGGCACUUUUUUCUCUCUUUUUUUUUUUUUUUUUGUGUGUGUGCGUGGGUGUGUGUGUGUGUGUGUAAUUCCUUGGUUUCGGCGGGAGUGGAGAACAUGAUCUUUCGCCAGCCACCGGGAAAGUUCAGUGAUCUCAAUGCUGCGUUCAGGUCGUUCACGGAGCGUUCGGUGAAUGUUGUCGGAAGGCCAUAGGAACGGCUGUGAAAGAAAAGAAAAAAACAACUGAAUCCCAGAAUGAGCUGAACGCAGCAACAGGAGGGAACCUUAUUGAGUCACUGAAUGUUUCAUCGAUGGCUUUAUGAUAUGUUUUUUAUUUCUGAACCAAAUGUUCUUUUUUUUUCUGAUUGUUUGUUUUGCGUCUGUUAAGUAACAACUCCAGAUGUCACUGAAUUGUUUGUUUGUCAGCACUGAUGGGUCAAGCAAAACGAAAAUGGCAAGUAGAUGAGAGAAGAAGUAUUUUUGUGUGAAGGGUUCUAAAGUUUACAUCAGAUCGCUGUUUGUAUCGACGAGAUGUAUGAUGUAUUUCUCUGUUUAAAUCAGUUCAUUUGUAAGGGAUGGAUUCUUUCUUUUUACCUCCUUUAGAGGUAGGACCGGACCACAGGGAUGAAAGCACACAUUGCCCUUGCUCGUCUGGCCUUACAGGAGGGACAGGACCGGAGGAUCACGGGCAAUGUGCUUGGUGUGAUUUUCUUUUCUUUACUCUUUGCGCUUUUGUUUAGAUUUAUCGUGCCGUCCUUUGGUUUGGGAUUAGAGUUUAAACAAGGUCGAUUCAACGCAAAAGGAGAGGAGACUUAGUUGGGGAAAAGUACAUAAAAUAAUUGUAGUGUAAAUCUAUCAAUGUCUUAUUAUAUUGAUGAACAUCAUGAAAUAUAUGUAUAUUGGAGAAAAAAAAAACAGUAUCUAUGACAAAUUGUACUUUUGUGUGUGUUUCAAGGUUUCAUGUGCUUUUGUGGGUGUGCAGCAAGGGGAUAAUGUCAUUUGGACUGCCAUUCUGGGACCUGUGUGAAUAAGCAUAAAUUUACUACCAAUACAGAGAUGGACCGUUUCUCUAAUUGAUCCCUAUUAUGUGUUAAGUGUGCCAAAACAAAUACAUGGAGACCUGGAGCCAUAAACUGCA